AUAUAUCUAAUAUUAUAUUCAGAUCAUAAACAUGUUGAUUUAUAAACAAGUAGACGACGGCGGUUAUCUGGGAGGAAGAUUCCAUUUCUAUUUUCUAUUUCUUCCACUGUGGCACCAAAUCAUGAUUACCCAAUCUCAAGAUUCACCUUCUUUCCAAUUAAAGAUUUGAUUUCUAUGGUUCUUGUUUACAGAACAAGAUCUCAAGCUCCAUUAAUGGCGAUUUCUGAUGCUGAGAAUUGGAUUAGGGUUCAUAAAAUGCUGUUCUGAUUAAAGAUGGCGUUGAUUGGAGUGAUUUCAUGUUGUAGAAUUGAGAGGAUUUUGAUCCAUUUUAAUGGAUAACUCGUCGGAAAAUGGUUGGCAGAGACCUAGUAAUAGAAACCCUAGAUCAAUUCCGGCCACCACCACCAUUUUUUCCGGCGAGUUUGAUCGGAAUCAUGCUACCAAACUAGAAAAAGAUUUUGACCCGUUAGAGGUCAAAGAUGUUAGCUUGAGACAGUGGUUAGAUAGCGAAAAUCGAACUGUUGAUCCGCUCGAAUGCUUGCAUAUCUUUAUGCAGAUCGUAAAGAUCGUAAGCUUAGCGCAUUCCGAAGGGAUUAUCGUUCAUACUGUUCGACCGUCGUGCUUUGUUAUGUCUUCAUUUAAUGAUGUUUCGUUUAUAGAAUCUGUGUCGGGUUCGGAUUCGGAUUCUGGUUCGGAUUGUUUCGUGGAUGUAACAAGUUGCAGCCAGAAAUCGAAUUCGAAACCGGAAAACGCUCUAGAAACCUGCAAUUCCCAACUAGAAAACACUUGGUCUGGAUUAGAUUCCGACCAAGUUAAAGAAACCGAAGAACAGAAGCACCGAUUUCCGAUGAAACCGAUUCUAGAAAUGGAAACAAAGUGGUAUACAAGUCCAGAAGAGGCUGCGGGUGGUCCAAGUUCUUGUGCUUCGGAUGUUUAUCGAUUAGGGGUUCUUCUUUUCGAGUUAUAUUGCCCUUGUAGUUCAUCACCGGAAAAGAACGCAACUAUGUCGAACCUCCGACAUCGUGUCUUUCCGCCUCAGUUACAUUUGAAGUGGCCGAAAGAAGCCUUCUUUUCUAUGCGGCUAUUGCAUCCUGAUCCCGCCAGCAGACCGAAGAUCGACGAAGUGUUAGAAAGUGAGCUUCUUAAAGGACCUAGACAAAAUCUAGAAGAACGAGAAGCCGUGAUCGAACUCGAAGAAAAGAUCGUUGAGCAGGAUAUGUUGCUGGAAUUUCUAUUAGUUCUGCAAAAACGAAGGCAGGAAGCUGCGGAUUUCUUGAAACGGGAUGUUUCAUUUCUAACUUCCGAUUUGAAGGAAGUUACGAAAUUGCAAACAUCUAUUAGAAAAAACCGUCUUCAUGCUACGGAUCUUUCUCAAAACAACGAUUCUGCAAGCUCGGGGUCCAGAAAACGAAUCAGAACGCUAGCGCAGGUCCAUAAUGCUGACGAAUCUGAUGAUCAAGAAAAUCAAGAAAAUGUCCCGGUUAGUUCUAGAUUGAUGAAAAACUUCAAGAAACUAGAAUCGGCUUACUUUUUGACCAGGCACAAGACCUCGAAAUCGAUCGGCAAACCGUUGGCUAGAAAUCGAGCAGUAAAUGGUGACGGAAAAGGGUCCGUAAGUUUGGAAACUAAUUCUCCGUCGGAAGGGCAAAUUGGGUGGAUAAAUCCAUUCUUGGAGGGACUAUCCAAAUACAUGUCCUUUAGUAAAUUGAAAGUGAAAGCAGAUUUGAAACAAGGAGAUCUUUUGAAUUCGUCGAAUCUUAUAUGCUCGUUGGGUUUCGAUCGCGAUGGGGAGUUUUUCGCAACAGCGGGUGUAAACAAGAAAAUUAAAGUUUUUGAAUACGAUUCGAUAUUGAACGAGAAUCAAGACUUCCAUUUCCCGAUCGUCGAAAUCCCGACUAGAUCAAAGCUAAGCAGUAUUUGUUGGAAUGGCUAUAUCAAGAGCCAGAUUGCUUCUAGUAAUUUUGAAGGUGUAGUGCAGGUGUGGGAUGUUACACAAAACCAAGUAUCUGCUGAAAUGAGGGAGCACGAGCGACGUGUGUGGUCUGUGGACUUCUCGGCCGAUCCGACUUUGCUGGCCAGUGGCAGUGACGAUGGUUCCGUUAAGCUCUGGAACGUCAAUCAGGGAGCGAGUAUCGGUACCAUUAGAACAAAGGCCAACGUCUGUUGUGUUCAGUUCCCUUCUGAUCCCGGAAAUUUUCUUGCAUUCGGUUCAGCAGAUCAUCGAGUGUAUUACUAUGAUCUACGCAAUUUAAGCAUACCGCUUUGCACAUUGGUCGGGCACAAUAAAACCGUAAGCUACAUCAAGUUUCUAGAUUCAACAACUCUUGUAUCAUCGUCAACGGAUAACACGAUGAAGCUUUGGGAUUUGUCAGACUGCACGUCUCGUGUUCUUGACUGUCCGAUUCAGACCUUAACCGGCCAUGUAAAUGUGAAGAAUUUUGUCGGGUUAUCGGUAUCCGAGGGCUAUAUCGCUACUGGUUCAGAAACAAAUGAGGUUGUCAUCUACCACAAAGCUUUCCCUAUGCCUGCUUUGUCUUAUAGAUUCAGCACCACAGAUCCAAUAUCCGGAAAUGAAGUGGACGACACCGAGCAAUUCAUCUCAUCCGUCUGUUGGCGUAAUCAAUCCAACACCUUGAUUGCUGCAAAUUCUAUGGGAAAUAUCAAGAUCUUGGAGAUGGUCUAGUUUUGGGAUCUUUGAAGGACCAAAGCAAGAAGCCUAAAAAGGUUGGGUAGAACAGGGGCAUUUCAGUAAAGAAAUUUUGGGAUUAGGGGUAUGCAGGUCAUUUGUGCAUAAAACUCAGAAGAGAAAGGUGAAAUCUAUUCAUGUAUAUCGACAUUUUUGCAGUUUCACAUACAUUUGAGCAAUAUAAAUAUCAUACAAUAUUUAACC
This is a messenger RNA of Cynara cardunculus var. scolymus (artichoke), 2890 nucleotides long. Its product is annotated as protein SPA1-RELATED 4-like. The transcript has 8 exons. The coding region runs from base 332 to 2683 and encodes 783 amino acids. The record is from RefSeq and is a predicted model, not a curated record. Gene Ontology annotation, biological process: photomorphogenesis; protein phosphorylation. Gene Ontology annotation, molecular function: protein binding; protein kinase activity; ATP binding. Lineage: Eukaryota; Viridiplantae; Streptophyta; Magnoliopsida; Asterales; Asteraceae.